AAAGUAGAAAAGUUCCUGACUAAAAAGUGAAAGCACUCGAUUAUCAUGAUGGAUUGUCUGAAACAACGAGUGUUUAUAGUUGGAGAUGUCAAUGAAAAUAUUAACCAUUCAUUGCCACCUACUUCUGGAGAAGAGUAUAUCAAGCGAGUAGUAAUAGAAGCCCAACAGUGCGAUGAUGUAGUGGUGGCUAAUAUAGACCCAUCAUGCAUGAAACAACCUACAAAAGGUUAUAUUGAACCUUUAGCAGGAUGUGUCCAAGCACCACCCAAACUUAGUCCAACCUUGGAAUGGCAAAAAUAUCAAGUUUCAGACUUCUCUGACAUGAGACUAUAUGUGAGCCAACUGAGAGAUGAAAUACAAACUUAUAAACGCAAAUGGAAACAACCUAAUAUCGAUCUGCCAGAUAUAGAUGAUGAGAGUAGUUGGAUCAGCUUAUGUUUUGGAUGUACUAAUGAAAAGAAGGUCGAGCCAACACUGAACAUCUUGUUUUGCUUGAACCAACCGACUGUAGAACAAGUACUUGAAUAUUUCGUGCAUUACGUAGAGACAGAGAGAAGAAUCGACUACAAGAUAGGCCAGUGGAUUUAUACGUUGCUUGUGAUGUUAGAACAACCAUUAAAUCCUGACACCUGCUCUUGUCUGCGUUCAUUGGCACGAAUAUGUUCCGUCAUCCGCGCCGAUUCUAGGGAGUUGGACGCGCAGGAACUGGGGGCGCUGAAUUUAUUCAUCUGUCUGGUAGCGAGAUACUUCCGUCAAUUGGAUCUAGCAGAUCCUUGACAAAUCCCGACUGUACAUUCGACUAGUCACGUACGUGGACACGUGACACGAUAAUUAUAUCUUAAUUGUGUGUACGUGUAUAAUGAUUUUAAUAAACGAACACAGUGAUACGUUUUAAUCGGAAAUUU
Odontomachus brunneus is the source of this 905-nucleotide messenger RNA. It is a transcript of the gene Gem2, whose product is annotated as gem-associated protein 2-like. Gene Ontology annotation, biological process: spliceosomal complex assembly; spliceosomal snRNP assembly. Gene Ontology annotation, cellular component: nucleus; SMN complex; spliceosomal complex. Lineage: Eukaryota; Metazoa; Arthropoda; Insecta; Hymenoptera; Formicidae. The transcript has 5 exons. The coding region runs from base 46 to 777 and encodes 243 amino acids. The record is from RefSeq and is a predicted model, not a curated record.